AUGGACGACGCCUGUGACCUCACGGUGCACGUCAAUGGCCGCCACACGCUCCUUCUGCACCAGAGCGUCGUGUGCGCCUUCUCGGGGAGGCUGAGGGCGAUGGCGGCGCGGGAGAGGAAGGGGAAGAUGACGAGGGUGAAGUCGGGCAGAGGAGCGGCGGCGGCGGCGUUGAUGUCCGUUGAGCUCGACGGCUUCCCGGGAGGUGGCGAGGGGUUCGAGCUCGUGGCCCGGUUCUGUUAUGGCGAUGGCCGCCUCCCGCCGCUCCGCCCCGCCGACGUCCCGCUCCUGCACUGCGCCGCCGCGUUCUUGGAGAUGACUGAGGAGGUGCGCGCCGGCAAUCUGCUAGCUCAGGCGGAGGCCUUCGUGGACGACGGGCUCUGCUACUGGACGUGGCCCGACGUGCUCGCCGCCGUCAGGAGCUGCGAGUCCUUUGCCGCCGACGCCUCGGGGGCGGGGCUCCAAGAGAAGCUGCUCUCCGCUCUGUUCUCCAGGAUCGACACGGGCGCGGAGACGCCCAAGUCGAACUGCUCCACGUCGUCGACGUGCUCGUCCUCGUCGCUGGACACGGUCGGCAGCCGGCCGUCGUCCGCGGCCAAGACGACGGAGUCGGUGAAGCCGUCGUGCCUGAGCGGCGGCCGGGAGUGGUGGUUCGACGACGUGGCGUCGCUGUCCCCGCCGACCGUCGAGAAGGCCAUGAAAGUGCUCGGCUGCUACGGCGCCGACAACAAGAACCUGACGCUGACACGGUUCCUGCUGCACUACCUCCGCCGCGGCGCCACGCUCCGCAAGGCCGACGACUCGGGCUCUGGCGGCAGCGUCCUCGCCGGCCUCGCCGACACGGCCGUGCACGGCGUGGCGCUGGCCGGCGGCGGCGGGGCGUUCUCGUGCCGGGGCCUGUUCUCGGCGCUGCGGACCGUGUCCGCGGCGGGGCUGAGCAAGGAAUGCAGGCGCAGGCUGGAGACGCUGGUGGGGCGGAUGCUGGACCAGGCCACGCUCGACGACCUCCUCGUGUCCGGCGACGGCGGCGGCGUGUACGACGUGAGCCUGGUCAUGCGGCUCGUGAGGGUGUUCGUGGGCUCCGUCGAGGAGGACGGCUCGCCGUCGUCGUCGCAGAGGAUGAGGAAGGCGGGGCGGCUGGUGGACAAGUACCUGGCGGAGAUCUCGCCAGACCAGGUGCUGCGGGUGUCCCGGUUCCUCGCCGUCGCCGAGAGCCUGCCGGACUCCGCCAGGGACUGCUACGACGGCGUGUACAGGGCACUGGACAUCUACCUCGAGUCUCAUGCCGAGCUCACCGUUGAGGAGCGUGCGACGCUGUGCCGGUGCAUCAACUACGAGAAGCUGACCCUCGAGGCGUGCAAGGAGCUGGCGAGGAACCGGCGGAUCCCACCGAGGAUUGCCGUGCAAGCGUUGUCCUUGCAGCGGCCACCCAAUGCACACCAGAACCCCUUGUCGUCGCCUACACCGAAGCGGGUCGUGCCGGACGACGAGAAGGAGAAGGAGACGCUGAGGAUGAACCUGCGGCGGAUGCAGGGCCGGGUGGCGGAGCUGGAGAUGGUGUGCAAAGAAAUGAGAGGGAAGACGAGGUUGUCGCCCCGGGGUGCGGUCAAGGGCAACAAGGCAUUGGGUGGCAGGGGCUUGCCUUGGAUGUGCUAG
Molecule: messenger RNA, 1653 nt
Organism: Triticum turgidum subsp. durum (durum wheat)
Lineage: Eukaryota; Viridiplantae; Streptophyta; Magnoliopsida; Poales; Poaceae
Source: the annotation of a GenBank genome assembly